AGAUUGUCCAUUAGCUUUACAUUUUCUCCCUUCUCGCUCGCGCUCUUCCCAAAGCCAAACGAAGAGGAGAGAGAGAGAGACAAGGGAAAAACGCGUAUUACCCUGCCGUGAGUCUCACCGUCUGAUUCUCCUCCCCCGCGGAGCCAAUAUUAUUACCGGCGUCUGCCUCCCGACCUAUUUGGAUAUGUCUUCCUCCCCCUUUUCCAUUUAGGGUUCUUUCCCCAACAAUGAAUCCGCCUUCUUCUUUCUGAAUAUUAAACGAUCAUCCACGGAUUUUCGAUCUCCAAGGGUUAGGUUUAGGUUCAGGGCUUCCUCACGAAUGGAAGCGUCCGGUUUAAAUUCGGACGCUUACAGGAAUUCUUCUUCUUCCACUAAUCAUUCCCGAAGACAUGGAAUGCAUAUUUCUGCCUCUAACAUUCUUCGAUCGCCAUUGUCAACUUUAUUAGAGUAUACUGGAGUUCUCAGAACGAGGUCAAACCACUCAGAAUCAGACAUUUUACUGAAUAGUGGAGCUAACCUUGGUUAUCGAGAUCACCACUUGAAUGACUCUGCACCUUCCCCAGUUGCAAACAGCAGUGUCAGUGCUGGAGAGGUUUCAAUUAGGAUCAUUGGUUCUGGUGAACACGAGAAUGAUAGGGUUGCCACCGUGUUGCAUCCAGUUCCGACUGUUGAGCAGCUCAGUGUACAGUCCGAGUCUUAUUCACGCCCAAUUUCAAGGUCAGGGUCCGCAAUUUCUGUCUUGUCCUCAUUGGAGAGUCAGGUUGAUUUGAGGAGUGAUCGCGAGGCAGGAGAGGGAGUUACACAUACGGUGAAUCCAGGCAGUGAUACAGAUGCUGCUGACGGAGGUGGCGUCACUAACAGGGACUCAUCAUCUUCUUACCAGAGAUAUGAUAUACAGCAGGCGGCUCGGUGGAUUGAGCAGGUCCUUCCUUUCUCUUUGCUUCUGUUGGUUGUGUUCAUACGUCAGCACUUGCAAGGGUUCUGUGCUACCAUAUGGAUUGCUGCUUUCAUGUUUAAAUCGAAUGAUAUAGUACGGAAGCAGACAGCACUUAAGGGUGAGAGGAGAAUAUUUCUUCUCACUGGCAUUGCCAUUCUUUUCACACUUCACGUGGUUGGGAUUUACUGGUGGUAUCGGAAUGAUGAUCUACUAUAUCCGUUGCUCAUGCUGCCACCAAGAACUAUACCACCUUUCUGGCAUGCAAUAUUUAUUAUCAUGGUUAAUGAUACACUGGUCCGUCAGGCAGCGAUGGUCUUUAAGUGCAUGCUAUUGAUGUAUUACAAAAACAGUAGGGGUCAAAACUAUCGUAGGCAGGGUCAAAUGCUAACUUUAGUUGAGUACCUGCUUCUGCUUUAUCGUGCACUACUGCCUGCCCCAGUUUGGUAUCGUUUCUUUUUGAACAAAGAAUAUGGGAGCCUUUUCUCAUCACUAAUGACUGGACUGUACUUAACUUUCAAGCUUACAUCUGUUGUUGAGAAGGUCCAAUCAUUCAUUACUGCUCUGAGAGCAUUGUCUAGGAAAGACAUCCAUUAUGGAUGUUAUGCUACAUCUGAACAGGUCGUUGCAGCAGGAGAUCUUUGUGCCAUUUGCCAAGAAAAAAUGCAUGCACCUGUCCUUCUACGGUGCAAGCACAUAUUUUGUGAGGACUGUGUGUCUGAGUGGUUUGAGAGAGAACGGACUUGCCCUCUGUGCCGGGCAUUGGUGAAACCGGCUGAUCUUAGAUCAUUUGGUGAUGGAUCAACCAGUCUAUUUUUUCAGUUAUUUUAAAUCCAGCAAGUUUUGUGCCCCCCAACAUUCAGAGAAGCUCGGUCCCGAUCAUCCCAACAUUUGCAUAGCAAAAUUUAACUGUAACUAUUGUGUUUAUUGUCACUGACAUAUGUAAACUGCAGUGGCUGAUAGAAAUGCACCAUUCUGUUCAUACAUUGUAAUCGAAAAUGCCUCUCAAGGGUUCCUCUUACAGGAGUUUUACCAUAGUGGCCAAUGGUAUAUGCAAAACAACUUGUCAUAUAUAAAAGCUUCUUUUUUUUUUUUAA
This is a messenger RNA of Erythranthe guttata (spotted monkey flower), 2031 nucleotides long. RefSeq names its product RING/U-box superfamily protein. Gene Ontology annotation, molecular function: ubiquitin protein ligase activity. The record is from RefSeq and is a predicted model, not a curated record. Lineage: Eukaryota; Viridiplantae; Streptophyta; Magnoliopsida; Lamiales; Phrymaceae. Gene Ontology annotation, biological process: positive regulation of ERAD pathway.